GUCGCGGGGCGUUUACUAUCCGAGAGAGCUCCUCAAGACUACGUGCACAAAAUCAGAAGUCGUCUCCGCUAGGAAAGACGAUGCGCGCCGGUUUACAAGCCGCGCGCCGCGUGUAGUUAUUUAUGUAGAAUCAGCGCAGGUUCGUGUUGCGCCUUCGCGACACACGAGACCGCACAGAAGGCGCCUCUGCGUCUACGACGCCCUCAGCACCCGCGUCGACACCCCCUGACUCUGCAGGAUAUGGCCGCGGUUUCCGAGAAGAUACUGGCGCCCCGGCGCUCGGUAACCGCCCCGGCGGAGCUGCUGAGCAAAGUAGCGAGUCUCGAGGGCGGGAGCCGGCCCGGCAACCGCUCCUCGCUGUUCGCGCUGCAGCGGGCCAAGACCCGCGACUUGGCCGCGGCGCUCGCGGAGGCCGACGACCAGUCGCCCGAGGAGAUGCACGAGAACCAUAACACCUACCCCAUCGCCCUCGUCGUGUUCACCAUUGUGAUCGGAGUCGUUUGCGGCGCGGCCACCGCCUUCUUCCACACCAUCAUUGCGCUCAGCGGCUGUGCCUUGAGCAUCAACGGGUGCAGCAGCUACUCCAAAUUCGCGGGCAUCGAUGGGUACUUGCUUCGGGAAACCGACCUUAGCAUCUACGUCUGGUCCAUAAUUUGCUGCACGUCCGCCGGGCUCAUCGUCGGCGUGUUCUACGCUAUGGUGCCGAAAAAAAUUCUGGCGCACAUCAAAGGCGGCGGGACCACCGAGGCGCUCAUCGCCACCGCGCGAGGCGACGUCAUCCCGGUGUUCCCCCAGGUAAGGGCAAGGUCUUCGUAUCUUCUGAUGUGCAAUCUACGUCGGGACACCACCCGGGAUGCUAUUAACUGUCUUGGUGAUCGUCUGCAGAUGCAGUUUUGCAAACUUAACAAAACCAAAACAGGGCCUGUGCCGAAUGGUCAUUACCGCGCUUUAUUUGGGAGCGGGACACUCGCUUGGAGGAGAGGGCCCGACGAUCCACCUCUGCACGUCGAUUUCGACCACCGUCGGCCAAAUUUGCGGUACAGCCUCUUUCAGGCAAAAAAGUAUGUGAAUUUGAUGGAUUCGUCGAAGCAGCUACCGUCAAGCGAUGACGGAGUCACCAACAUUUCUCAAACUAAAACAGGCCUGCGCACGCCAAAGCUGAUGAGCAUUCUGUGCGUCCUCGGGAUGACCGCGGGGCUGGCCGCGGCCUUCAACUGCCCGGUGGCCGCGAUAGUGUACGCGAUGGAAGAUUUGGGCCCGUUGACCGGGUCGCUGUCCCGUCCCCUGAUCGGACUGAUGUCGGUCGGCAGCGUGUUCGCAACGCUGACACUGCGGCUCGGCUUCCACGACCACCAAAUGGUGCACUUGAAUCUGAAAACCGCCAACAUGGCUGACCCCGAGUUCCAGAUUCUGUCGCUCCUGUUCGGCGGCGCGAUCGGACUCAUCUGCGGCGCCACCGGAAAGCUGCUGAGCAGUAGUUUGCUUUGGCUGCGCGCGAAAUUCAAGCGGUUGACCCGGCCGGCGAAGAAUGGGGAAGAUGGAGCAAGGUCUGAAAGCGAAGAGACGCGCUCCUCCAGCAGUAGCACCGAUCAGAGCAUCAGCGAAGAACAGGAUCCGAUCUCGCGCUCCGCAAGCAACAACAGCAAAUCGGAUAGAGAAAACAAUAACAUCAAACAACAGGACUCCUCGUCCCGCAGCGGGACGGAGAGCGGGAGCAGCAGUGGCAAGAAGACCGGGAAAAUCUCUAUCAACGUCACGUCCUGCGCGGCGACGGAAAACAGUAGUAGCACAGCAGUAGACCACCUGCCGAAGUUGCCCAGCCACGCGGGUGGAGGCAACUCAACCACCCGGGCGUUCCACACACUACUGACCUCCGCGACGGAGAUGAAAACUGCGCUGAAGUGCCGGUUCGUUUGUCCGCCCAGUCCAAUCAAGGAGGGCUCGCGGGAAAACAGCACGGUGACCGGUAGUGUGCGAGACAAGCAUUCCGUGUUUGAGUACUACGAUAAGAAACUGGCGCGGAGGAGAAGCAGUAGAAACAACUCGCUCGUGAUCCACUUAGGCACGUCCCCGGGACAACAUCCGAGUGAGGCAAGGACCUCCCCAACGGCCUCGCCGCAGGAACACGUAUCGGUUCUCCCGCCGGGGACUCCAACGCACCAUUUUCAGCCAGGCCACAACGAAGAUCAGAUAACGACCAGAGAUGCUGGUUUUGUCCAGCAAGAACCCCACCAGCAGCUCCCGGACUUGUGGCCGCCUUUACAUUCCGCGGGGCACUACAAUUUGACCUGCGAAAAGUCGGGCUGUCUGAGCCUGCCCCCGAGCGAGGACGAUCGGCAUUGCACGCGCGGGAUGAGCGCCAGUUCGGCGGUGAACAUACUUGGGUCGGUUCCGGAAUCAGUGACCAGCUCCUGCGAGGAACAACCGCAAUAUGAAGAUCAUGCGGCUCACCAGGAGAUGAAAGGAGUCUCCCACUUUCACCAAGCUUCUCGCGAGCAGCAGUCGCCGGGAAAAGAACCACGACGUCCGGACUCCGCGCAGUCUAACGAUCGAAAAGGGCAGCUGGGAAGUAGUAGUAGUAGUAGCAGCAGUAGCGUGAUGAUAGUCAAUACCCCACCGGGUGGACUACCCGCUAACAAGUCAACACAAGCAGUGAGGUUUUCACCGGACGAGGGACAAGAAAACAACUAUCCCAGUCCGGACACAACGGUCGGGAACAAAUCGAACCUGGGCAACGAGGAGUUACUUGCGAAGUCGCCGGGGAAAACUUCCUCCGGCCGACGCGCUGGAGAGCUCAAUAGUAGACUCGGGAAGACCAUAGACUGGCGACCGGAGAAAGAAGCAAAGUGGCUGGUGUUUGCCUUCACCACCACCAGUUUUUUGACCGCCGCCAUCGGUUGUUUCAGUUACUACACGACGGGCUUGAAAGGUACGUGGGGAAUCGGGACCGCUUCUUUGCAGCGCUUCUUCGAUUUCCAUGCAGAGGAGUGCGAUUUAUCGGCCGGGGAGUGCGAAUACCAUAAACUAGAACCACGGCCGGGAAGGACGUCGGAUUUUUUGACAGGUAAGUAAAUUCUUGCAGGCUUUUUUUCUGAAAGAAUCACGUGCGACUUUGACUUUUCUAUAUUUUCGUACGGUUCACUGCUAUGCAAUUUGUGCAUAGUCGAAGCUUGAAGAGCAUCUACUUCGACGCCAUCGCUCCUAAAUCAGGCCUGAUUUUUGCACUCUGCAAGAUGACGUGUUUCGUUCUGUGCGUGGCGGUUGGGGGUCCGGGGGGAAUCCUGAUGCCGUCGCUGAUAGUCGGUGGGUUUCUCGGUGGCACCACCCUCGCGGUGUUUCAGCUGGUCCUUCCAACCGCGAUGUACACGCGACUUUGGCAGCCCUGCGUCGCGUUUGGGGUCAUCGGGUUGUUUUCCGCCAAUUUUCGCUUCCCGUUGACCAGCGUGGUGAUUCUGUUCGAGUUGACCGGUUUCAACACGGGCAUGUGGCACAUCGCGCUCGGGUGCAUUCUCGCCAGUUACAUCGCCAUCGCGGUGUCCGACGGCUUCUUCAAGUUUCCCUCCCUGUUCGACGCCCUGUGCCAGCAGGACGACAUCUCCCUGUUCCGCAUGCGGUGGGAUAUGGCGCGAAAGCCGAUCCAAUUAACCAUCACGCAAGAGGACGGUCCGGAAGAGGAGACGGACUUCGAGCAGCUGGACUCUUUGAUCAUCCAGCAGACGAUAUCGUAAGGAAAAACCCCCGCCUCAUAUCGAAAAGGCAUUCUUUUGGAAAUUUCUGAUGCUGAUUUGUAGUCACAAAUCGCGUGUUUCUUGCUAGAAGGCAACUCCCCAGGCUCCGCCGUAUUAUGCAAGCGGUUUGUGAUGCUGCUGGGGCUACAGUGUCGACGCUUGCCAUGGUUGGCGCCUACGUCAAGACCUGUCUACCCAGGCUUGGCAUAUCCUGCAGUCCUCUACUGCAAGACACGUCUGAUUUGUGUACUGAAGUCCAGCAUCCGAAACGUCGUUUUGAUAUGGGGAGGGGGAAGUUUUCCUGUUGACAGACGAGCGGGAGCCAUGCGCGCAGAAGGAGCCGGGGGAGUGGCCGGUUUGUAAAUCGCGAGAAUGAGGACGAUUCCACAAAUUCCUCUCAACGAUCUCCGUCCAUCACCAGUAGCAGCGAGCAAAGGAAUAACUUGACACACGCCCGCAGUACUUCUUCCGCCCUCUCAUCCAGGGCCGGGAGAAUACGGAAGGAGAGCUCUACCGGGUCGGUCAUCUCCGUCUUGAACCCGUAUUUAUUUGCUACUUUUUGUUUUUGAUGUAGUUCAUCCACAAUUAAAAACCGAAAAUCGUGCGAAUGAAUCCCCUUAUGAAAAAUGAUAAACAGCUUUCACCGGGAGGCAUCGAUGCAAUCUGUGUCCAGCUCGAAAAACAGCACGAGCGGCUAUGCGGGUUCCCGAGAGAACAGCGAUAUGCACCGGCGAAAACAGUCGCGCCUUGCCGCUGAAAUGAUGGGCAUCAUGCUAUCAGGAUCGGCAACGAACAAGCUAUCUCCGCGCGACACCCAGCGCACCACGAGCGGCGACAGUAGCAAUCGCGUCCAGGGUAUGACGGUGCAGACGCUGCAGUUGGACCGGGUGCCUUCCUACGAGCGGCACUUGCGGCAGAGCACGCAGGGAUCCUCAAGUCAGGGCUCGACGACGCAGAACAGUAGCAAUUUUUCGCGAAUGGAAAAUAGUAAACGCGGGGCGUCAAUGUAACAACGACUUUUUUUAUUCGGGGGAAGUAGCCGAGUCUAUUUGUGUAAGAUAGAUAAAAGAACUUCUAAGAAAUUUAACGAACUCACGCUCACCAGAUUAAGAUCUUCUUUUGAUGUAACAAUUUGGCACAAACAUUGAGAAUGCUCUGGCCUAUGCGAGCUAGACGCAGUAGCGUUGUAACUUAUUCGUAAAAAUACCAUGAAAACAAAGUAAGUCACCGACGUUUGAUAUUUUCGUAAUUGAGUCCACACUUAUCCCAGCCCGAGCGCGUGCAUCACGUUUCGUUCUAAAUUUUUGUCAUGCAGCCUCAUUCGAAAUAACGCUGGAGACUCGUCAUUGUAAAGUUGUUGUAGAUUUCGCACAGGCUCAACACCGCUGCAUAGAAGCAUCGAUUUUUUUUUUUGCACAAUACGAACAUGAUGCAGUAUCUGCACAUGCGGUGAGUUUCUCGAAGGAAUGUGCUGGGUAAGCAUUUCAUUAGCAUAACAUCAAAGCGAAAGCUCGCACGGAAAAGAAGAUGACCGUAAUGCACUGCACGCGCGGGAUGAUCAUAACCUUAUAACAUUUACCGUUCGAAGAACGAUUUUUUGAGAAUGAAACUGCACAGAUUACAUGAGUCGGAAAACGGAUGAAACCCGGUGCAUAUUGACUAUCAGAAUGUUCUCCGGAAAACUACCUACUUGCAAAGAUGUCCGCGAUUUUUGUCGCACAAAAAUUUUGAAGCCACUUGUCGUUCGCGAGGCAAAAAAAUGUUGCGUCAGUUGCUUCCGGCAAAAAGCUAAUUAU
Molecule: messenger RNA, 5524 nt
Organism: Amoebophrya sp. A120
Lineage: Eukaryota; Dinophyceae; Syndiniales; Amoebophryaceae
Source: the annotation of a GenBank genome assembly